Zychaea mexicana is the source of this 3608-nucleotide messenger RNA. RefSeq names its product phosphatidylserine decarboxylase-domain-containing protein. Gene Ontology annotation, molecular function: phosphatidylserine decarboxylase activity. Gene Ontology annotation, biological process: phospholipid biosynthetic process. The coding region runs from base 261 to 3371 and encodes 1036 amino acids. Lineage: Eukaryota; Fungi; Mucoromycota; Mucoromycetes; Mucorales; Lichtheimiaceae. The transcript is spliced from 8 exons. The record is from RefSeq and is a predicted model, not a curated record.
GUAACCACAGACAAGAACACACACACCACUAUUAACUUUGUUUCUUUUCCUUUUUUCCCUUCGCUUUCUUUCUCUUUCUCUCUCUCUCUCUCCACCCUUUUUCUUUCCUAUACGGGGAUCGAUAAGAAAAGACAAAGUAGUCGCGUAACGUCGUAUUCGACUUCUGCACAUUUUUGACUUUGACGAACAACCCAGAACAGAAAAAAAAAAGAGGGCGAACCCCCCCCUAAAAAGAAAAAGCAGCAGCAGCAGCAGCAGUUAUGGAAUCAGGCGUAUCAAGCGAUCCCGGUGUCAAUACUACCGCUUCAGAAUCCAAUGGCGAGACAACCGGCAAAAGUCAUCGGAUGCGGCUCUUUCAUAGAUCCAAGAGUGGCAUUCGCUCCCUCAUAAGCCGUCCACACUCACGGACGUCUUCAAUUGACAAUGAAGCUUCCGAUGACAAUGGACGUGCGCCAACACCGUCGUCAUCGUCUUCUACAGACUCGAACGAGCCUGUGCUGCAAGUGUCUAUCCUGCGUGCUCGGUAUUUGCAUCCUAAAAUUGAGGAUAGCACCAACUUGAAUCCCUACGUGAUCGUCAGCUGUGCAGGUCAAAAACAACGGACGCACGUCGUAAAGAAAUCUGAAGACCCUGAUUGGCAGUGUACGUUUGAUAUCAAGCUUCCGCAUACUCGCCGGAAACGCCGGCUCUUGUGGAGACACGGCGUUGUCAUUACCGUCUGCACAAAGGACAGGUUCAAGGCAGAGUUCCUCGGUCAAAUCCGGUUCCCUGUCGAAAGACUAUUUACGGAUAACGCUGUUAAUGAGGCAAAGUGGCAUGCCAUCCAAGAACCAUCACGCUCAAAGUUCCGCAUACGCCGUCGGAAAAACUAUGUUGCCGAUGAGCAGGCGGGUGAGCUAGAGAUUAAGUUUGGACUGACGCAUAGCACUGGCGGUGGUGGUAGUAGCAAUGACGACGAGCUGCGGGAAAUGUGGGACACGUACCUCGAGCAAUAUCAUCCCAUGCAAGAGAUCGAUAGCGCAUCCUUGCAACCUUCCGACAUGGAGCACCUUAAUCUAUCGGCACCACCGCCAUCGCGCCCUCGUUUCAGAAAUAGACAGCGGACCAAGAGCGACAAUUCACUCGUCAGCAGCAAACAACAAAAGAAAUCCGGCCGCGUAAAGAGGAAUUUCAAACGUAGAAAGGAUUACAUUGCCAAGUUCUAUUCAGACGUUGUUGGCGUUGCUUUCUUUGAGAUCUCCCAUGCAAAUGACCUUCCUCCUGAACGAAAUAUGACGCGCACCGGGUUCGAUAUGGAUCCAUUUGUGAUUGUAUCAUACGGCACAUCCACAUUCCGCACACGUGCGAUCCGACAUAACCUGAAUCCCGUGUGGAAUGAAAAGUUGUUUUUCCAUGUGCGCGAAAAUGAAUCAAAGUACAAGCUUAAAUUUGCCCUGUACGAUAAGGACAAGAUUACAGGCCACGACUAUGUCGCAUGGAAAGAGUUGGAUAUUGCAGAUAUCCUCCACCACGCAUCCAAAAAGCAAGAAGGAGAAGACACCGAUAGCAACAGCAGCAACGAGACAAAUAGGAUCAUCAAGGACGCCUUAGCAACCGAUACCCCAGCCGAUGCCAUUGAUGCCAACAUGGACAUGCACACGGUCGACUUGGAAAUGGUCAACAAGGACCGUUGGCAGGACCGCCAUCCAACGUUAACCUUCCGUGUCAAGUUCGUGCCUUAUACCAAAAUGCGCAAGCUGUUUUGGGUUGCACUUGCCAAGAACUACAGUGAUGAUUACAUGAUUGGUCGUUUGGGUGUAUUAUCGAUGCUCGAAAGUUUGGGCUCGACGAUUUCCGAAGCCACCGUCAAUGGGUUCUGGGAGCAGCACAACAAGGAUCCAGAAACGGACGAAAUGACCUUGGACGAGCUGGUGGAAAGCCUUGAAAAUUUCAUGCUGUCUGCCGAAAUGCCUCCCACACACGAGAGUACUGUGACGGCACUCGAUAAUAGCGAUAGCAGCAGCGAGUUGUCUGAUUCCGAUAUAGUGGAGGAUGACGAUGUUGAUGAUGAUAUCGAGGAGCUCGAGCUGCUUGACGACUAUGACGACCCGAUUGAAACGCCAUCUUCUGGUAUCUCUGAAGAAACGGAUGGCGAUGAGGUGCUGCUCGAGGCCCAAGGGGUCCAAUAUGAUGAGCAAUCGCAUCUCGCGUUCGACAUGUCCAGGUCGUCUUCAAGUAACGGCAAGGACGAGUAUGAACAGGUGAUCCGUUUAGCAGAAUGUCCGAUUUGCCAUCGGCCCAAUUUGUCGAAGCGGGCGCAGAUGGAUAUUGUGACGCAUGUGGCCAUGUGUGCUGCCAACGACUGGACGACGGUGGAUCGGUUCCUGAUGGGCGAUUUCGUCACUGAGGCUCAUGCACAACGCAGAUGGUUCGUCAAACUUGUCAGUAAAGUGGGCUACGGACGAUACCAACUGGGAAGGAACAAUGCCAAUAUUAUUGUACAAGAUCGUCGUACCGGCCAAUUGAUUGAAGAGAGGAUGAGUGUCUAUGUCCGUUUAGGCAUGCGCCUUAUUUACAAAGGCAUGAAGACCGGCAUUCAAUCCAAAACAGCCCAACGCGUUUUGACCAACAUGACAUUCAAGCAAGGUCGCCGAUACGAUUCCCCACAUUCAGCACGAGAAAUUGGACCCUUUAUCAAGUUCCACAAUCUCGAUCUGAGCGAAGUGCUCGACCCGCUCGAUAGUUUCAAGACAUUCAAUGAAUUUUUCUAUCGCAAACUGAAACCGGAAGCGCGUCCUUGCGAAUGCCCUGACGAUCCAUCCGUCGCGGUCAGCCCAGCAGACUGUCGAAUGAUGGCAUUUGCCACUAUCGAUGAUGCCACACGUCUAUGGAUCAAGGGCAUCGAGUUCAGUGUUGCAAAACUGCUAGAUGACCCCGUCGAAGCAGAGGCUUUUGAAGGAGGCGCCUUGGCGAUCUUCCGAUUGGCACCCCAGGAUUAUCAUAGAUUCCACUCGCCUGUCGAUGGCAAGAUUACCGAUAUCAAGUACAUAUCAGGACAGUACUAUACCGUGAAUCCAAUGGCUAUUCGUACCACACUCGAUGUGUAUGGUGACAAUGCGCGCGCUGUCGUGACCCUAGAAACAGAAGCGUUUGGCAAAGUAGCCGUGGUACUGAUCGGCGCCAUGAUGGUGGGUUCCAUCGUGUUGACUCCCAAGACUGGCGAUUAUUUAUCUCGCACAGACGAACUGGGUUAUUUUGCAUUUGGCGGAAGCACCAUUGUUGUUCUGUGGGAGCAAGAUACCCUUACUUUCGAUCGAGACCUGCUCGAGAACUCUGAAAAGACAUUGGAAACCUUGGUCCGUGUUGGCAACCGCAUUGGCAACCAUCCGUGAAUAAAAAAAAGUGAACUUAAUAUAACACGUAGCUACUAGCAUCCAUUCUUGUAUUGUAUCAUUAUCAUUACUAUAUUCUUACUAUGUUUUCCGUUUCUUUUUCCCCCUUCAAACGCGAUUGUAAUAUCCAUCAAUAUCCCUACACAACACACUGUCCAUUUCUUCCACACAGCACACGCAAAACAUCACCUUUUGAAAGAGCCAAUCACUUGUAAAUUCUUUUCCUUUGUUUUUGGG